AAAAUCCAGGUGUGGGCGAAGAGGACGGGACCUAAAAAGGACACCUGGAUGGGCCAGAUUAGGGCGAAGCGCGAAGGGGAGCUUUAAUGUGGCAGCAUUUCGCUUGGGGAGGCCCUUUUCUACUCUUCAUCACCAUAGCCACGCUCUCUCGCAGACGCGGCUCUUCUCUCUCACCAUGGGUGCGUACAAGUACAUCGAGGAGCUGUGGAGGAAGAAGCAGUCUGAUGUGCUGCGUUUCUUGCUGCGUGUGCGCUGCUGGGAGUACAGGCAGCUCCCCGGCAUUGUCCGUGUCACUCGCCCUAGCCGUCCCGACAAGGCUCGCCGCCUAGGGUAUAAGGCCAAGCAGGGAUAUGUGGUGUACCGUGUCCGCGUUCGCCGUGGAGGCAGGAAGAGGCCAGUGGCGAAGGGUAUUGUGUAUGGAAAACCUAAGAACCAGGGUAUUACACAGCUCAAGUUCCAGCGUAAUUUGAGGUCUGUUGCUGAGGAGCGGGCUGGACGCAAGCUUGGUGGGCUCAGGGUUCUCAACUCUUACUGGAUCAACCAGGACUCUACCUACAAGUAUUUCGAAAUUAUCUUGGUGGAUCCCCAACACACCGUCAUCCGCAAGGAUCCCCGCAUCAACUGGAUUGUGAACCCUGUACACAAGCACCGUGAGUUGCGUGGAUUGACUUCCGCUGGAAAGAAGUACCGUGGUCUUCGCGGCAGAGGUCAUUUGUACACCAAGGCUCGUCCAUCCAUCCGUGCCACAUGGAAGCGCAACAACACCUUGUCUCUCAAGCGCUACCGAUGAAGAUUUUAGAGCUUUGGAUGAAGUUCUUCCUCUCACGUUGGUUUGCAUCAAUUUAUUAAUGUAUUGACCUACCACAAUUUUGAGCAUUUGCACACCCUUCAUGUGAUUAUUAUCGAUUUU
Physcomitrium patens is the source of this 910-nucleotide messenger RNA. RefSeq names its product large ribosomal subunit protein eL15z. Gene Ontology annotation, molecular function: RNA binding; structural constituent of ribosome. Gene Ontology annotation, cellular component: ribosome; cytosolic large ribosomal subunit. Gene Ontology annotation, biological process: cytoplasmic translation. NCBI's taxonomy places the organism in Eukaryota, Viridiplantae, Streptophyta, Bryopsida, Funariales, Funariaceae. The record is from RefSeq and is a predicted model, not a curated record.